Penicillium digitatum Pd1 is the source of this 1245-nucleotide messenger RNA. Its product is annotated as CaiB/BaiF CoA transferase family protein. NCBI's taxonomy places the organism in Eukaryota, Fungi, Ascomycota, Eurotiomycetes, Eurotiales, Aspergillaceae. Gene Ontology annotation, molecular function: catalytic activity. The record is from RefSeq and is a predicted model, not a curated record.
AUGUGGCUACCACCAGGAACUCAGGCAUCAAUUGCGGGAUGGCCUCAAAAGGAGUAUUUAAACGGCAAUGUCACUUUUGAACUUCCCCGCUCCAUCAACGCCAAAAACGAAAUGUCCCCAUUGAAGGGAAUCAAAGUCAUUGAGCUCGCAGGCCUAGCUCCGGGCCCAUUCGCAGGCCUCCUACUAGCCGACUACGGCGCCUCGGUCCUCCGCAUAGACCGACCUAAAUCCAUAAGCGGCGACCAACUAACCCGCAACAAAACCUCCAUAAUCCUCGACCUACACGACCAAGCCUCUGUCAACAUCCUCUUCCGCCUCCUCCCAACAGCUGACAUCCUUAUUGAUCCCUUCCGCCCAGGCGUUCUCGAACGCCUCGGCCUCUCCCCAACAGAUGUCCUCCUGAAGCACAACCCGCGCCUAAUCGUCGCCCGCAUGACCGGCUUCCGCCGCGACGGGAAAUACAAAGAUAUGGCCGGCCAUGACAUAAAUUACAUCGCUGUUUCAGGGGUGCUGUCGAUGUUAGGCCGCGCCUCAGAGAAGCCCCACGCACCAGCCAACAUCAUCGGGGAUUUCGCCGGUGGCGGCGCUGUGUGUUUCCAGGGAAUCUUGUUAGCGCUUAUCUCUCGCUCUCAUACCGGCCGCGGUCAGGUUGUCGAAGCUAACAUGGUCGACGGCUCGGCGUAUCUUGCUACGUUCCUGCGGCUUGGGCGGAAUACACCCGCGGGGGCGGCGCCGCGGGGUGAGAAUCUGCUGGACGGUGGCUGUCCGUACUAUGAUACGUAUGAGACCAAGGAUACUGGGCAGUACUUUGCUGUCGGGGCUUUGGAGCCACGGUUUUAUGCGGCGCUGGUUCGCGGGUUGGGGUUUGAAAUCGCGGAUCUUCCAAAUAGGGAGGAUCGGAAGCAGUGGCCGGCGUUAAGGGAGAUCUUUAUCAGAAGGUUUAAGGAGAAGACACGUGUGGAGUGGGAGGCUGUUUUUGAUCGCACGGAUGCUUGUGCUACGCCUGUUUUGGAACAGGCGGAGCUAGAGGAGGAUGGGUAUGAGCAACGGCCUAGUGUGCAUCUGGUCAGUACGCCCGCGGCACCGAUACUGGCGGAUCGGGGUGGGUGGUCGGGUGGCGGGCUUCUGCCUGGGGAUGGGGGUGCCGAUACACUUGGGGAGUGGGUGGGAUGGCAACCAGGUCGGGAUUUUGAGAUCAGGAAAGAUGGGGCCUUUGUGGCGGUGAAUCCAAAGUCCAAGAUUUGA